UAGUUCAUAUAGAAAAGCAUAAUUUCGAGAUGAUGUUAUUAUAUGUCCGAGACGAAAUCAGUUACAAGUGAGACACAAAAGUGUAUAGAGGACAUAUUAACAUGCUCUUGUGUGCGAUAAUAAACGUUUCAAAAAUUCUUAUUAGCGACCUUACAUUUUUAAUAUAUAUUAUCAUCUCCCAACUAUUCCACAUUACGUCAGUUCUAUGAGGAAGAGAUCUUUUUAUUGAAUAAAGGAAUGGCUAAUUUUAAAAUUUCCGCACCAGGAAGAAUCGUCUUAUCCGGAGAGCACUCGGCGAUGUAUGGAAAAAAAUUUGUUGUGGCCGGUUUAAAUCUUCGCACCAGACUCGAAUUCCAGGAACUACCUGAAUCUGAAAGAUAUAUUUCAAUCAAUUUUUCUCGGAUUGACCUAAGGAAGAACAUACCUGUAGAAACUAUUGAAAGCUACUUUUUUAACACAAAUCUCUCAGACAUGCAAUCGAGUCCAAUGGAUUUUUUUCGAUACGUGACAUACUUUAUCACCAUGCACUGUUUGUGGGAGACAUUGGAGCAGAGAUUUAGCUUACAUGUAUUCUUUUAUCUGUUUUAUUUUUUUACUUACGAUCUCGAAAAAAGAUCGCCUUUUCGGAUUUCGGUGACCACUGAAAUACCUCUUGGAAAUGGUCUUGGCAGUUCGACAUCGUUCGCUGCAUGUCUAGCAGGAUGUUUUCUUCAUUGGAAAAGUCUACAGCGUGGUAAUCAUAUUAGAUUUAACCGUGACGAUUUGGUGACGAUUAAACGUUAUACUGAGUCUUGUGAAGAUUUUAUGCAAGAAUAUGUAUUGCCCCCCAUCGAUGCCUACACUUGCAUUUACGGUCAAGUACAAUAUUACCAACAUAAGCGUUAUAAAUAUUUUGUUGGGGAAGUCACAAAUUUACAAACAGUAUUAAAGGUGCUAGUAAUCGCAACAAAUAUUCGUCAAGAUAAAAAGGAGCGAGCGCUACAAAUUGCAGUGCUGAAUUCUAAAGCUUCGGAUUUCAAAACUUUCAUGAAUUCAUUAGACGACGUUGCACUAACAAUAUAUGAUAGACUUGCAUAUAUUAACAAUAUUCGUAACAUCGAAAAUCCUAUUGACUAUCAGAAUGCUUACAAGAACUUACAGUCAGACAUUAUAAGGAACCAACAAUUGUUGAAAAAAUAUCAUUUGUCGCAACCGGACUUUGAUACAAUUUCGGAGAUUGCAAGUCAGUUCGAGUACGGAGCUAAACUUACAGGUUUUGCAGGCGGAUUUGCAUACAUUGUGUUACGACCAAAUCUCACAGACGUCGAAAUCCAACAUUUACAAGAACAGUUUACGAAUAAAAAUUUCACAACCAAGAUUGCCACCAUCGAUUGUGCUGGUUUGACAAUUGAUAUUUAA
Messenger RNA from Nylanderia fulva, 1398 nucleotides. RefSeq names its product mevalonate kinase-like. NCBI's taxonomy places the organism in Eukaryota, Metazoa, Arthropoda, Insecta, Hymenoptera, Formicidae. The record is from RefSeq and is a predicted model, not a curated record. Gene Ontology annotation, biological process: isopentenyl diphosphate biosynthetic process, mevalonate pathway; cholesterol biosynthetic process; isoprenoid biosynthetic process. Gene Ontology annotation, cellular component: cytoplasm; cytosol. Gene Ontology annotation, molecular function: ATP binding; mevalonate kinase activity.